Messenger RNA from Mytilinidion resinicola, 2515 nucleotides. RefSeq lists its product as uncharacterized. The record is from RefSeq and is a predicted model, not a curated record. The transcript is spliced from 4 exons. Lineage: Eukaryota; Fungi; Ascomycota; Dothideomycetes; Mytilinidiales; Mytilinidiaceae. Bases 245 to 2515 code for a protein of 756 amino acids. Gene Ontology annotation, molecular function: protein binding.
GGCUGUUCUUGCUGGAGGAACCAAGGCCGGCUGAAAAAAUCUCCUCGGCAUCCAUCGGAUACGCCUAUCAGAGAGCCUUUCCUCAUAUCUGUCUGGCUCAUGUUGGUUGCACGAGACUAACGGAGAGCUUCUGGACUGUUUUCCUACUUGCUUCUCCUCACCUUGAUUGCACAGUUGAGCUAGACGUCUCUGCCACUGCGCAUUCUUUCAUCCAGGCUUGGUGCUCAUCAAGCCACAUCGUCCUAUGGACUUGCUCGACCUACUUACACAAACUCGAUUCGGCGGCCGAAUCUUUCGCCCAAGCCAACAACUACUGGGGAGCCUCGAGCAGCUCGAACGUCGCCAGGUUAGGAGUUCCUUGUUGCCACCGCGUACUAAAGGAACCACCCCGCCAGCCACAGAUAUGGCUACCGACGAUAACCCAGAACUUGACACUCCCCAAGCUCCUCCGAACAAUGCUACGAAUCCAAUUCUAAGCAUUCCAGCCGACAUCUUCAGGUGUGUUGCUGAUUACCUUGAGCGUGCGGACGCUCUAAGGCUCAAGCUAGUCUGCCGUGGAUUAUCGCAGUCCAAGCUCAUCGAUGAGGUCAUAUUCAAGUAUCCAAUUCAAUUCGAAGAUGUUAGAGAAAUGCGGAUGAAAGACUGGUAUUACAAGAGCUCUGGCCGCGAGCGCUGGGAAGCUUUCUGUGCGUCCGUCAAUGAUGGCAAUAGGAGGUUUAUUUCUAAGCUGGCAAUGGGCCAUUUCUCCACCAUUGAUGAUUUCAAGUGGAUAUCCGACAAUCUACCGAAUCUAACGAGCCUCGAUAUCUCUAACAUCAAGGACUUUGUGUGGACUCCUGCCGAGAUAUGGACGUGGAGUGAGCUACUCCAAGCUUGUCCGACUCUCUUUUCACGGCUCCAAGAGCUGGAAGUUUGCAAUUGGUCUGAUUUCUCGGCUCACUCCAGAGUCGAGUACAACUAUUCAUACAGCGACUACCAAUUCAAGUCUAAGUUUCGGCUGUCGCGUCGUAGAGACAUGAGUUCUGUCCCAAGCACCAUUCUUCCGGCCUGCACGCAACUCAAGACAUUGGGAGUUCGAGGGUGCUCUCGCCACAUCACAUGGAACGAAUGGGAAAUACAUCAGCGAGUCUGCGUCUUUGUCGAUGCGCUCGUCACUCAUGGCCCCUCGACAUUGACGACGUUGAGACUGCACGACAUGUCACCUUUUCUCUCUUUGCUAGUCUCCGAGAACGCGAAACUGCGCAAGCUUUGCAAGAUUGAACUCAAUCUUUGCACUUGGAUGCAAGAACAUCGCGACAGCUUCCGAAGCUACAACUACCCAUUUCUGACACAUCGCAUGAUCCCUGGGACGCAGCAUCGAGAAGAGGAGGGGGAUUUCGAUACCGGUGACCAAGGAGUCGGCCAUUCUCUAUGCAACAUGUUCAAGGAGCUUCAUACUGCUUCCCAAGAAUCUCACAUCAAGCUGAUCCCUACAGAGUCACUUCGUGAUGUCAUCCUUCACCCUUUCCACUUCGUUUCCAUCCAUAGACCAACGCACCGCCAUGUGGAGCACCCUGACUAUUCCGUCGAUGAGGAGAUGCAAUCCGCCUUGAAGUGGAUGGCAACUACCUGUGGUUUCAAGCCAAUUUUUGCCUGGGAUUCUCUGUGUUGCGAUGUAUUCCCGGACAACAUUGAUCACGCCACCACCAAGCCCAAGGCUGACAUCAUCUCCGGCCUGAAGGCUUUCUUCGAGACCCUGCGCCAAUUGGGCAUCCCGGUGAGACUAACGAUCGGCAAAAUAGGUGAUCGUAUGAUGUCGUGCAGCAAUAGCGGACUCGAUAGCAGCGUGUACUUCUCCGAUUAUAAACACCACGUCGGAGAGGGCGCAGGGCGAAAACAAGUUCUCGCUGCAAGCCAAGCACGAUUCAACCUGAGCAACAUCGCCCAUCUCGUGGACGAGCUGAUUAUUCAGUACUCCCUAGACAUGCCUGGCGUGGCCGGCUGGGGAAAAUCCAAUCGCCAGCUAUCAAAGGGCGAACUCGCCCUCGUUGCUCGCGAACUAAAGGGUUGGCGGAAAUUCUGGGCACGCUACGCCCUCCGCCUCACAGCCCUCAAAAAGCUUACACUCCUCAUCCCACGGGAGAUCUUCGAAGCCUGGUCUCUGUCUAAACAGCUCGCGCAGUUGCUUGGCCACGAGUCGUGGCAGGUGCUGGAGCUGGAUGUUGUCAGCAGGCGGAUCGAGCCUUCAGUCAUUGAUAGCUUUUUGCUGGGUCGGUAUCUGCACAAGAGACAUCCCCGGAUGAAGUUCCUCAAGCGUGCCUUCUACCGCCAGAACGAAGACCCGCUGCAACUCAACGCAGCGCUAAUGACGGAGGAUAUGCUCAAUGAAGAAAACACCUUCGCCGAGGACGGGGAGGAGUUGGCGGACUUACCAAAGGAAGAGGUAAAUCGGUUCUGGAGCGCUGGACGGAGACCUGAAAAACGGCCGCUUCAGUACAGCGAUAUGCCGCCUACCAAGAGGCCGCGUAUAGAGUGA